GAGCGGACACAUCGAAUGCGCGUCCACCUCCCAGAAAGACGGAUGAAUGAACACCCACUGAAGUAUGCGCUUCAAAUUUUUUUCUCGAUAUUUUUCUCUUGUCUGGCACGAGAACGGGUUCACUUGUAACACUUUUUUGGGCUGAUGACUUUGUUUGCCGACAGCUGGCUCCGCAUCGGGGCUCGCCGACUGCGGCUUGCCCGUCAAAAGGAGCGCUGCUUUGAGGCUUCACCAGCUCACUUGUCCCGCUGAGCACAUGGUGCAGGAAAAAUGACGUCUACUGUCACUAUCGUCGCUUGCGUGCUCGCUUUAAUCUACGGCUGUGGCGGUGCCGAUUCAGAGGAGCGCCUCAUCAACUGGCUGCUUGGCGAACAUCGAUACAAUCCGCUGAUCCGGCCCGCAGUCAACCGGACUGAGAGGGUUACAGUGAAGCUUCAAGUGUCUCUGGCGCAGCUCAUCAGUGUAAAUGAAAGGGAACAGAUCAUGACGACAAAUGUGUGGCUCACUCAGCACUGGGUGGAUUACAGAUUGUCGUGGGACCCUGCCACAUACGAAGGAAUUGACAAGCUGCGUAUCCCCUCCAGACACGUCUGGCUGCCAGAUAUCGUUCUCUAUAACAAUGCUGACGGGACCUACGAGGUGACAGUCUUCACCAAUGUCAUCGUGCUCUCCAAUGGUAGCAUUCACUGGCUCCCACCUGCCAUCUACAAGAGUGCUUGCAAGAUCGAGGUCAAGCAUUUCCCAUUUGACCAACAAAACUGCACCCUGAAGUUUCGCUCAUGGACCUACGACCAUACUGAGAUUGACCUGAUUUUGAGAACAGAAGUGGCCAGCAUGGAUGACUUCACUCCCAGUGGCGAGUGGGACAUCCUGGCGCUACCCGGCCGGAGGACUGUCAACCCACUGGAUGCCACCUACGUGGAUGUCACAUAUGACUUCAUCAUCAAAAGAAAGCCCCUUUUCUACACUAUCAACCUGAUCAUUCCGUGUGUAAUGAUUACCUCAUUGGCCAUCCUGGUCUUCUACUUGCCUUCGGACUGCGGCGAGAAAAUGACCCUGUGCAUUUCCGUUCUGUUGGCCCUCACAGUAUUCCUGCUCCUGAUCUCCAAGAUCGUGCCGCCAACUUCCCUGGAUGUGCCGCUGAUCGGCAAGUACCUUAUGUUCACCAUGGUACUGGUGACCUUCUCCAUUAUCACAAGUGUGUGUGUGCUCAAUGUCCAUCACCGAUCCCCCAGCACUCACACCAUGCCCUCCUGGGUCAAAAUAAUUUUUCUGGUCAAACUACCUGCGUUGUUGUUCAUGAGACGCCCUAACGAUAACAGUGUGCGUCAGAGAAUGCAACAACAGCGGUGCCUUCGAUCAGGGGGGACAAUUCUGGGGUUGGGUUACCCCAUGACAUCCAAAGCUGGUUAUCCGAAGAUGUCAUCUGCCUUGCUGCCUUCAGACUCUGACUUCUGCACUCCUGGACUAAGUACAAUCCCUCCACUGGGAUUUCAUCACUCCAAUAGAAAGGCUGAUUCACAGUCCACAGACUUCCUUCCUGGUGGGUUUGCUUGCCCACAGGACCUCCAUUCUAGAAGCCAUUCUGACUUGGCUACCGACGUCCACGAGGCAGUGAAUGGGGUGCGCUAUGUUGCGGAGCACAUGAUGGCAGAUGAUGAUGAUCAAAGUGUGAUAGAAGACUGGAAGUAUGUGGCCAUGGUGGUGGAUCGCAUGUUCCUAUGGAUCUUUGUCAUCGUGUGCGUGGUGGGCACCCUAGGCCUGUUCCUCCAGCCCCUCUUCCAGAGUCAGGUGGUCCAACAACACCAGCAGCCGACAUCUGAAAUGCCUCGCAUUUGAUCAGCACAUUGUUUGAACAUCGGUUAGCUAAGAAGGCAAAUCUGUAGGACAACAGCUAUUAAUUACUAAUUUGUACGGUUCAUUUAAUUUGCUCUAGCAUCACAAUGUGUUCCUUUUGUUAUGAAGUAGUAGGUCACAUGUAGGCAUGUGCCGGUAUGCGAUUCUGACGGUAUGAUAACCUUAAGCAAAAAUAUCACGGUAUUGCAACUACAGCUCUAAAAUGUGUUACUUUGAGAUAUCUGGGUUUGAAAAAACUUUUUUUUCCCAUUGACCAGGAUUUUUAUUUUUCAAAACAUAUUAGCUAAUUGGAACAUAAGUAUAAUGUUACGUUAAAACCAAUAAAAAAAUAAAUAAAAUCUGAAAUAUUUUAAAUGAAAUUAAAAUUUCCAUAUAAAGCACGUGUGUAUGACUCGUAUCAUGUUUACAUUAUACACACACUCUUUUUCUCAAUACAGACAGUUGCCAGAGAGAAAAAAAAACACGUUUUACCAGUGGUAGACACACUAAACACGCUGCAGUUAACUCUCGUAGCUGGUGGGAAACGUUCAUGACAGUGUUUACUGACCUUUAAUUACGUGUAGAUGCAAAAUCAUAUUGGAGGUAUUGCCUGCUCGGCAGCAGUCCUCCGCAAACAUGUUUUACAUGUCGGUUGGCCCUCCUCCUCUAAGCCGUGGCUGGCUGUAACUUUUCUGUUGCCAAAGUAUUACCAUACCAGCGAUUUCGUUUUCUUCAAUGGGAGGGGGGGUGCAGGAGUUUCAUCUCCUCCAGCCAUUGUGUCGCACAGCUGACUCACUGACACUGAGCAACAACUGGUGGGGGAGGGUUGAGCCUUGCAGCAGCAAGCAAGAGAUUUCUCCCUGCAUUUUUGGGACAUAAAAAAGGCUAAUACCGUAGGGACGGUAUGAUGGAAAAUUUUUGCCGUUUGGAAACCGUGACGUUUUCAUACCACGGUAUACCUUGAAACCGGGAAUUGGCACAUGUCUAGUCACACGGUGGUAUUACAGUAUAGCCAUCAGAAAGAUGCUGUAACAUCAGUUUCUAUUGAACUGUAUGAACAAAAAAAUGUAAACAAAGUGUUAAACGCUCCAUUUUUUUUCUUUUCAUCAAAUAGUGACCUCUACUUUAAACUUUGUCACUAAUUCAA
Molecule: messenger RNA, 2983 nt
Organism: Corythoichthys intestinalis (scribbled pipefish)
Lineage: Eukaryota; Metazoa; Chordata; Actinopteri; Syngnathiformes; Syngnathidae
Gene: chrnb4
Product: cholinergic receptor, nicotinic, beta 4 (neuronal)
Exons: 6
Coding region: 271-1839 (522 amino acids)
Biological process (GO): chemical synaptic transmission; nervous system process; signal transduction
Cellular component (GO): plasma membrane; postsynaptic membrane; synapse
Molecular function (GO): acetylcholine-gated monoatomic cation-selective channel activity; transmembrane signaling receptor activity
Source: RefSeq, a predicted model, not a curated record